CGCGCUGGCGCACUCAGGCGGUACCACGGCCGGGCAGGACCCGGAGGGUAGUCAGGCGCCCUGCGGCGGGGAAGGACCCCGCCCGGAAGCGGGGGCUCCACAGCGGUCGCCGCCGUCUGUGGAGGAGCUGGCCUUAGAGCUCAGCCCAGAGGAGGGGAGGGCACCGGUGCUCCCCUUAGGAAAUAAAUCCCUUUCCUUCCUAAUUAAAACUGAUUACUUUGAUUGUGCUGUUAGUUACCAAUGUUGGACUCUGGCAGACGUCAUCCGUGCCAGGCGGGAGCAUCAUUUUGAGACGCUGAAUGAAAAAAAGGAAAUGGUUCAUUCUCAAAGUGAGUUCUCUGACUGCUGCUGCUCAGCCCAUACCUAAAUUACUUGCAGAUGAAGACAGCCAUGAAACUCAAAAGUGUAGAGACCUCAAGACCCAGUCUUCUUAAGUAACCUUAAGAAAGGCUUUGGUUUAUAAGCCAACGAUUAUUGCUCUCAUCCUUAAAACUUUUUUCUGUGCGUACAUCAUGAUUUCAAGGUAUUCAGUAUUAAAUCCAUUUCCUCCAAAAGCCUGCACUGCCUCUGUAGCUACUUGGUUUGCAACAUCACCCAUGAAUGCCUUUGCAAUGGAAGCAUAGUAGGUGUUCCUGCGACCAGCCUCAACACGCCACGCAGCUCUUUGAUUAAAAAGAAUGUUUACUUACCACAGCUUUCUGGUAUCUGUGACUUUAUAAGACCAAGUUCCCAAGCCCAUUUUAUGAGUGGAAGUGGAUACCGAAGGUAAAGAAAAGUCACAAAUUUUUCCAGUUGCCAGACUAUGAGAAAAGAGAAAACAAGUCUCAGUUCCUUCCAGGAUAAUCCAAACUACCAGGACCCACCUUGCUGGGCCUCUCCAGAAAUCGAAGAAGCUCAACUUCCUCUUUCUCUUGAGAUAAAACCUCCACUGAUCUCUAAUCAAUGCCUACAAUGCACGCACUUACGUCUGACAAAAUUAUUCAUAAAAUAAUGAAAAUGGAGUAGGAAGUACCAUGUAACAUAAAAUGUAUCACCAAAAGAAACGAGAAGCAUGGUGUGCUAAUUAAAUGAAGGAGGAGACGGAGCAGAUAAAUGUUCCUUAUUUGAGGAUUCUGGCUAGUCAGUUUCAAACAUCUAGCCGCUGACCCACUAAAUUUGCUUUUACAUGUAUAAUAUGCCUUGAUGAGGAUGAAUUUCUGUAGCUAAGACUACAUUCAGCUAUUUUAACAUUGUAAAAGCCAAUGUGAGACAAUUCAAAGCUAAGGCAAUGUUCUCAACAAGAAAGCUCAAGACAGACUUUAGUUAAAAAAAAGAAGAAAACCUCACAAAUAUCACACACACGGCUUUCUCUGGCCUUCCUGAGCCAGAGAAGAAAGUAAUUUUGGUUUUGAAAUACUUUUUUUUAAAAAAGACUAGAAAUCUGUUCAGAAUAAACACCUUCAUUGUAAAUUCAUACUGAACUGCAAAACAGUUGGGUUUUUUCUUAACUCUGUGAUGUGUCCUUAACUGUUAUAUUUCUUUCAAAAACUGCAAUACUUACCAAAGCUAAAGCCAGCUCCAGGUUUGCUUAUAUGUACGUUUUGAGUAGGUUUACUAGAACAUGAUCUCCAUCCAUGCCCUGCAGUGGGUCGGAGCAUCUGGUAAAGAAAGAAAAGAACAUGAGGUGUAAGAUCUUUCCAGCUCAAGUCUCAUAAAGCUACUAGCCUGACUGCAAGCACCAGUGCCCAAUGAAGCAUGAAGAACACAGGCAAUAAUAGGUAUCAACACAGUGAAAAAAAGGUUUUUUUCAUAGAAUACUGAAAACAUCUAUAAAUUAAAAGGUGAAGAAAUACAGGAACACCACUGCUAGGCAUAAAAGCGCUGAAUACUGAACUGUUAAGUGAGUGUAUUAAUAGUUCAGGGUGGUAUUUUCCAGUAGGCAAUAUACGUAAGGAUGUGGGAGACCACCUGCCUGCUCCGUCAACCUCCGUAUUGUCUGACUCAGUGGAUUCAGCGACAAGUCACCGGUAUCCAUGCUCAAACUCAAUUUCUCGUGCAUUCCACCAGCUCUGCCACCCCGGUGGAAACACCACUGUGACAGCGGCGUGCUUGUGGGUGGGGCUGAACUCCAACCCCCGGUAUCCCAAGUGUCACCUUGCAUCUCUGAGGGCCAGCUGCUCUCGCUGGUGCUGCCUUCACUGACCACCACUGUCGCAGCGCCGCUUUGGGCCGGUGGUUGUGCCCGGUUGUGCCGGGGGACAUUGCCGCUGCUUGAGGGAAGGGUGCGGCUGCCCGGCCUCCCUGACCUAGCGCCCUUCACCUUUCCCUUAAUUCAGGAGCACUCUGGAAACGGGGAGAGCAGGAAAAAUGCCAGUCCAAACACAGUACUGCCUGAGAUGCGAACCCUUCAUGCUGUCUAGUGGGAGGCUGUCAGUGGUUGACAUGGAGACCUCAUCGCCCACAGGCCCUGCCAUGGCCCAGGUCACAAGCCCUGGGGCCCAAGUGCUCAGCCCCAGGUACAGCCCCACAGCCAGGGUCAGAGCGGUUCCUGCUGCUGCUUCAAGGAUCGCCAGCCCGAGCCCUGACAACUGGAGAGGCAUCACUGAGGGUUCGGUUGUCUGUUCCUCCCCUGGGAGUGUCGUCGGCUGGGUCUGGCUCAGGCUGAAGUUGAAGAGAUCAGAAGAAGGUGAUGUGAAGAUGGCCACUAGCGACGUCCUGGUGGCUCUGGCCCGUUCCCACUUCCACUUUGUCAUGUCUGAACUCCAGAGCCACCUGAAGGCUGUGAGGAAUAUCCCUGAUGCUCCUCACCUUGAGCAAAAAGGCCCGCAGCUACGCCCUGCAGUGCAUCCCUUUUGUGGGAAUGACGCUGCUCACCCUGUGCACCAUGCUGAGCUGGGUGAGGAGUGGCCGGAUCCUGCGCGCCCUCUGCAGUGUUCUGGAACAAAGGUGAAAAGGAGUCAAUACAUACUUUGGUAACUGGGAGCAAUGCCUCUUCCCUCGCAAGGGGGUAGCACAGUUCUGUGAAGCCGCUUACCUGGUCUUCUGAUAUGCCAUGGUAAACUGGCUGGACUGCAAGGAUG
This is a messenger RNA of Phalacrocorax carbo (great cormorant), 3059 nucleotides long. Lineage: Eukaryota; Metazoa; Chordata; Aves; Suliformes; Phalacrocoracidae. The record is from RefSeq and is a predicted model, not a curated record.